This is a messenger RNA of Pecten maximus, 996 nucleotides long. RefSeq names its product PRKR-interacting protein 1 homolog. Gene Ontology annotation, cellular component: nucleolus. Gene Ontology annotation, biological process: negative regulation of protein kinase activity. Lineage: Eukaryota; Metazoa; Mollusca; Bivalvia; Pectinida; Pectinidae. Gene Ontology annotation, molecular function: protein kinase binding; protein kinase inhibitor activity; double-stranded RNA binding. The record is from RefSeq and is a predicted model, not a curated record. The transcript has 5 exons.
AUUGUUGACUUCCGGUACAUUAGGAUUUCAUACUAAACAAAAUGUCGAAAGAAGAAAAACAAGUCGUUUUACCGAAGACUGCCUCAGAUCUACAAAGAUUAAAGCUUGAGAAAUUGAUGAAAAAACCGGAUAAGGACGUCGUCAUUGGAGAAAAAUCGCAGGAAUAUAAUCCCAGAGCACCGUUGGAAUUCAUCAGGAAUGUAUGGGGAUCCAGUGCCGGAGCUGGUAGUGGUGACUUCCAUGUAUACAGAGGGGUGAGAAGAAGAGAGUACGCUCGGCAGAAAUUUGUUUUAGAAAAAGCGAAGCGGGAAGAGGCAGACAUUGAUUACCAGAAGAAAGUUGAAGUAAACGUGAAGGCUGCUGAGGAGCGAACAGCAAAGAAACGUGCAAAACGAUAGAAGAAAAAACAGAAACAAAAAGGAAAGAAACCCAGGACAGAAGUUAAAGAAAAGGAAGAGGAGUCUGACGAAGAGGAAAGUGAAGAGGAAGUGAUAAAAAAUGAAGAAAAUAACACUGACUCAGACAAAGUAACAAAUAAUGGACAUAACAAGACAGAUUCGUCCUGACAGUAAAUUGGAGGAGGUUUUGGAAUUUCCUUUUCAGGUGGUAUUCAAAUAAUUAAGGGUUUAGCUUUUAUUAUUGCAACACAAUUUUUUACCUGUGAAUUACAGUUGAACUUAAUCUGUCUGUCAGUUUUUCUGCAGACAGCUGUAUUAUUUAAUAAAAUGACUUUUGAUCACCUUAGAUAUCUGAAAUAAAAAUUGAUAUUCCAUUCUCAUAUGAUAAAAUGUUAUACUGACACUUCAAAGACUUUUUAAAGUUAUCCAAACAAGUGAUCAAGUUCAGCAUAUACAUUUUGUAUAUAUAAUACAUAGCUUAAUAUAUAAUGAAUUCUUUACAGAGGAACCACAAGCAUAUACACUGUAGCCUUUUUAAACAAGUUUUUGUUACAGGUGACAAUUAGGCAUUAAGGCAAGUUCAACUGUAAUUCACUGA